This is a messenger RNA of Coregonus clupeaformis (lake whitefish), 3967 nucleotides long. Its product is annotated as mesoderm induction early response protein 1. The record is from RefSeq and is a predicted model, not a curated record. Gene Ontology annotation, molecular function: transcription corepressor activity; histone deacetylase binding. The transcript is spliced from 13 exons. Bases 758 to 2263 code for a protein of 501 amino acids. Gene Ontology annotation, cellular component: nucleoplasm. Gene Ontology annotation, biological process: negative regulation of transcription by RNA polymerase II. NCBI's taxonomy places the organism in Eukaryota, Metazoa, Chordata, Actinopteri, Salmoniformes, Salmonidae.
AAUAAAUAUUCGGGAGAAUAAAAAUGUUUUUAGGUUUAAAGAGUUGAUUCUGUCGGGUGCACAGGUCCCAAAUGAGAAUAAAAAAAUAUGUCCUAAAAUACGGAGAAGAGAUAAAUAUUACACUUGUCGCGUUUCCAUAAAUUGUAUUUUUCAAACUUCAGUUUAGCGAUGGUGGCUAGCUUCGUAGCUAUGCUAAGCUCGCUAGUAGCUAGCUACGGUUGGGAAAGGUUGGCGGACUACUAUCGUUAACGUUACCCACUCGAAAAGAUACAAUUUAAUAUUUUACAGUACUGUUCCAUUUUUUGGGACCUGGUGGUAUUCUGCAUAUUGAAAGCGAACCUAGUUGGCUAACUAUGUGAAUAACUAAUUUAGCUAGCUAAAGUUAGCUGAGGCAGGGGCUAGCAAAUAGCUAGAUAGCUAAUCAUUCACAGCUAAGUGUCUAGAUUGUGAGAACAACCCAUUUGUUUAUCAAUAACUACUUUAGCGCUCUCCUGAAAUUGAUGAUUGACUUGUUUCAAUUAUGGCCUGAUCAGAGUUCUCUCCUUGCUAGAACCAGCUAACGUUAGCUACAGUAAUGUCUAUUUUUACCUUCGCGUUAGCCAACAAGGAGUCAGGCAUAAGUUUCAGGCGCGCUUUUAGUUUGACUUCCACUUCCAUCCACUACCCAGACUGAUGAUCAGUUUGCUGCAUUCCCUCCGUUGGGAGUACGAGCCCAGGAGGUUCAGCAGACGACCAUGAGUUUGAUCCUUCAGCAGAUAUGCUCGUCCACGACUUUGACGACGAACGCACACUGGAAGAGGAGGAGAUGCUCGAGGGAGAGACCAACUUCAGCAAUGAGAUUGACGACCUUGCACGGGAGGGAGAGAUGCCCAUUCAUGAGUUGUUGAGUAUGUACGGAUACGGCGGUGGUUCGCCUGCAGAUGGAGAGGAAGAAGAAGACGAGGAAGACCUAGAGGAUGAAGAGUUGGAGGAUGAGGAAGAGGAGGAGGAAGAGGAGCUGGACAAUGAUGAAAGCAGCAGAAGCACUGGCGAGCUGAAGAGGAAUAAGACCGAGAGGGUGAAGAUCUCGUCAGGACUGGGGAACGAGAACCAGUCGUCCAGCGAGGGUCGCACGCGCUCCGUCAAAUCCCACUGCACGGCAGAGCUGAUACGUGGAUCACAGAAGCGCAAGUACUUUGAAAGUAAUGAUGCAGAGGAAGAGUCAGAAGACGAAGAUUAUGUCCCUUCUGAUGAUUGGAAAAAGGAAAUCAUGGUUGGUUCCAUGUAUCAGGCUGAAACGCCCUCUGGCCUUUGUAAAUAUAAUGACAAUGAGAAAGCAUAUGAAAAUGAUGACCAGCUUUUAUGGGACCCUGAGUUCCUUCCCGAGUGCAAGGUUGUGGAGUUUUUGACGGAGGCGUCAAAACGAACAGGAGAGGAGAAGGGAGUGGAUGCCAUCCCUGAGGGAUCCCAUGUCAAAGACAAUGAGCAGGCGCUUUAUGAGUUGGUCAAGUGUGAAUUUGACACAGAGGAAGCUUUAAGAAGACUGAAGUUUAAUGUGAAGGCAGCUAGAGAAGAGCUGUCUGUGUGGACAGAAGAAGAAUGUCGAUAUUUUGAGCAAGGACUAAAAGCUUAUGGGAAAGACUUUAAUUCAAUACAAGCCAACAAGGUGAGAACUAGGUCAGUAGGAGAAUGUGUGGCCUUUUAUUACAUGUGGAAGAAGUCUGAGCGUUAUGAUUUCUUUGCACAGCAAACCAGGCUGGGGAAAAGGAAAUACAACCUUCACCCCGGUGUCACGGACUACAUGGACCGGCUGCUAGACGAGACGGAGAGUGCCACUUCCAGCCGGGCGGCCUCGCCCCCUCCCACCACCUCAAACAGUAGCACCAGCCACUCCGAGAGGGAGGACGGCAGCAGCAGCCACAACGGUGUAGUGAGUCAAAACUCGGGCUCGGGAGAAGGUUCCCAAUCGUCCACGGUGGCGAAUGAAGUCAAAGCAGAACCCACCCAGUCCAACGGGCCCACUGUCAACCACCCCUGUCUGGACGCUUUCCCUGUUCCCACCGCCUCGGACAAUGACUCCAACGGCUGCGAGGUAGCGGCCGCCGUGCCCAGCCACAACAGGAACGGCUCCCUGGAGCCACACUGUGGUGACGGUCACUACGAUGAAGAAGACGCGCUCCUCUAUGACAGGCCGGCCAAGAGGUGCCGGAUGGAGGCGGAGCCACCGGAACAGAGCGAGCCGGAACCCUCCAGAACAUCGACGACCCUCCAGCAGGAGGACUGAUGAUAGAUGACGACCCCUUCUCAGAGGGCAAAGGGCAAAGAACCAAACCUUAAAAAACCAUGGUCGUAUUAAUUAGUGCACACUGAAGCAAAACAUUUAGCAACGGAAAACGAAAACUAGCGUUUGUUAUUGGACAAGUCCAAUCCCUGUUUCCUUCCGUCUGUUUUCGUCCGUUUUGUGCCUAAUGAAUACGACCCAUACCAACCAACCAAACCCGGCUGGGCCACACCAGCAAACGGAGGGAGGGCAGCGGCCUGAUUGUAAAGGGGCACAGCAUACAGCCCUGCCUCGCUCCACACAUCCAAAGUACCACAGUUCCUGAACCUCUCCCUUCCCCCUACCUACUAUUACUACUACCACAUAAUACUUCAUACUGAUUCUUCUACUUAUUCUCCUCAUUCCCUUUUUUGGAGAGACCGAUCUCGAGAAUUUGUACGCUAAAUGCUUUUUUCCGAUUUGUAUUAGAAUAAAAAUCAGUUGUGAUAUUUUUUUACGUGAAAGAUAUUUAUAUUUUUUACAAAUAAAUGUGUUAUGAUUGAUGGGUAUUUGCUGUCCUAGCCAUUUGAAACCAGGAAAUCGAAGGGGUGGUGUUGUAUGUAGAGGGUUCUAGGUCUUCGACAGGGCAAUAGAUAGAUAAGCAGGCAGAUUGGCGCUGUUGCCGUCACACUAAGUUGCACUUUCAUCCUUUUUCUUUCUUUGUUGAUAGUGGUUAAAGCAACACUGCUGAAUGACAUCAUUGCUUAUUUGAAACAUGAUCCCCCAUAUGCCGUAACCAUGGAAAUGUUGUUUAAUUGCAAGAAAUGAACCAAUGGGAGUGUCUGUCCCCCGAGGUUUGUUUGUGUAAAGCGUCUGACAUCAGUGAUGUCCUGUAGAACGCUGUAUAUAUAAAAAAUUGUCAGGCUUUCCUAUUGUUUUGUUUGUCUGUUGUUUUUAGACAGUAAGUACUUCAGUGAUUUUACGUGUGAAGUUUGAAUAGAUUUUCUUAUGUUGUACAGUUGUUACACUUUUUGAUAAUCAUGUCUUUUAAUCUGUCUGUAUUUUAUGGUCUUUCUCGUAAGCUUUCUUGUAAGACUUCUCUCCUUGUUGCUCCGAGCAGAGCUGUUCUAAGUAGUCAUUCCUAUUUCUCAGCAUUUCCCAGUCCCAUUUUUUCACCUAGUGCAUUUGGAAAUGUAUUUGCAGCAAAAAUAUGUUUGAUAAUGACUCCAUGUAAAAGAGAGAGAUGCGGUGCAGUGACACCUUUUGAAAUUGGAGACUGGGUACCAGUAACGUUUAUUUUCUCACUUGCCAUUACCUGCAAAGUUUCAUGAUGGCCUCUAAGCAAGCUCUUAUUAUUACGAAUUGUAAUUAAAGACCUUGACUGUAAGCUUCAAUGUGAAGAACCUCCAUUUAGUUCCAGUGGAUGCUUCUUAAUAACAAGACAUUGUUUUGAGAACUUGAUUUUGUUAGUCUUUUUGAUGUUCUCAACAUUUUACUUUGUAGGCUACCCCUGCUUUGGUCUACAUUCACAAAGGGUUUAAAAAAAGCAGUUUUUUGUUUAAAGUGUUAGCCUCAAAUUGUUGAUUCAAGUAUUUUCGUUUUUUUUCUUUAACAAAUGUGCUGUAAGUUUUCCUCAAUGACAACAUGAAUUAAAGUGAAGUGUAUACCAAGACUGGCUGUGAAUGGAAUAACGGUGGCUAUAUUUAAUAAAUGUAUUCAGACUGGUGA